AUGCUAUUGUUUUUUCUUCGUCAAGCAGAAGCAAAAGCAUUACUGACUUUUGUACUAUCACUUAUUAUUUUAUUUCUUUCUGCUAACAAUAUUCUUAUUUCAACUUGCAUUUGGACAUGGUUAUCGUCUAAUAUAGUUUAUCUUGUACUUUACUUUAUUAUUGUAAUCGUACUAAUGCGAUGGUUUGCUCGUGGUGGACAAUAUUUAGAUAUUCACAAACUUAACUUACACGGGCAAACAUUUUUAGUUACUGGAGCUGCUAGUGGCAUCGGUAAAGAAACAGCAAUUGAAUUAGCUAAACGCGGUGCUCGAGUUAUAAUUUUUGCUCGUCCUACAAGUCUCACCGAUGCGAUUAAUAAUGUGAAAAAAUUUAGUCGUUCACCAAAUAAUAUAAUAGGGUAUCCACUUGAUCUAGCUGAUUUGCGAUCAAUAAAAGCAUGUGUUGAAAAAUUCAUGAAGAAUGAAAACGAAAAUAAAAAAAUAGCAGCAUUGAUUAAUAAUGCUGGUGUGAUGGCUUGUCCUUAUGCACAAACUAAAGAUGGUUUUGAAUUACAAAUGGGUACAAAUCAUUUUGGUCAUUUUUAUUUUACACAAUUACUUUUACGUCGUCUUCGAUCAUCACGUAUUGUUAAUGUUUCUUCUACUGCUCAUUUUAUGUGGGCCGUACCGUGUGAUGCAUUACAUUAUGCACAAAUGUGUGAUCCAAAUACAUAUCAUCCAUUUUCUGCUUAUUCAUUGAGUAAAACAGCGAAUAUUCUAUUUACACGUGAACUUCAACGACGUUAUGGUGUGUCGCACAAUAUUCGUGCUUAUUCAUUACAUCCUGGAACGACAAAUACGCCGUUAGAUCGACAUUUAAGUUUGAGUGAUUUCAUACGGAAAUUAUUGAAACCAAUCAGAUACGUUAUUUUUAAAACACCAUUAGAAGGAGCACAAACAAUUCUUUAUUGUGCACUAUCAAAUGAAGCUAGACCAGCUGAAUAUCAUGCAGAUUGUCAACCAACACCAGUAUAUCAUAAAUAUGCGAAGGACGAUAAAAUAGCUCGAGAAUGGUGGGAUUAUUCUGAGCAAAUUAUCAAUGAAAAAAUCAAAGAAAUUUAA
Molecule: messenger RNA, 1101 nt
Organism: Rotaria socialis
Lineage: Eukaryota; Metazoa; Rotifera; Eurotatoria; Philodinida; Philodinidae
Source: the annotation of a GenBank genome assembly